Molecule: messenger RNA, 630 nt
Organism: Rotaria sp. Silwood2
Lineage: Eukaryota; Metazoa; Rotifera; Eurotatoria; Philodinida; Philodinidae
Source: the annotation of a GenBank genome assembly
AUGCGAUUAAUCAAUGGCUCGUGGAACUUUCGAUAUGCACCGAAAACAUUUCGAAAUGGAACAAGUAAGUGUUCAUGUGGACCGUCAAGUUCGUGUCAGAAACCUCAAGGAUUCUACUGCCAAACUUUAGCCUGUCGUCCAUUCAAUGCACUACCGAACCGUACCAUUCCGGGCAUGUUCCUCGGCUGCUUUCCUAUCGAUUCCAUUCUUCUAUCAACACUUGAAUGUCUUUAUGAUCAAUCAUGUGUUCAAAUGCUGAUCGAUUGGCGUCUAUUUGACUUUUCUGACAUUCUUUUGCCAGUCAAUUUAACAAAUAUCACUGCACUCGAUCGACUAGCUCCAAGUCGGUUCCUACCGAACACAUCACUUGAAAUCAUAAUUUCACAAUUAUUGAUCGAAAACUGGACAACGAGUGUCAAUUUUCGUGAUUAUUUUGCUCAUUGUCAACUGGAUCUAUGUAGGUAUACGGUUGUACGACAACAUCAACCUAUUUUUGUCAUUACAAAUGUCAUCGGUCUUGUGGGUGGAAUUAUAGUCAUACUUCGACUUUUGGUUCCACAUGUAGUCAAGACUGCUCAACAUGUUUCCGACAAUUGUCAGAAGCGUCCUUCAACAAAUACUGGUCAGUAA